AUGCACAAAAAAUACAACCCAUUUGGUGAACGCGGUCCUCGCUGGAAGGACACCGAUAUCUCGAUGUUGACGAAACGGAAUCUUCCGGGGCAACGUGCAUCGUCACUCACUGGCUCGACGACGAAUGAGGGCGCAGACGAGCAGACCGAGCGCAUUGAGGUUGCGGCGCCUGAGAUAGCCACGACCGAUACAGACCUGAAGCGCAAAGCCCCCGAUGACUUUGACGAUGAACACGUCGCUUUGAAGCGUCAAAUGACCGAGUCCGCGGCCGAGACUGUCAAUGGCAGUGUCGCUGCGACGAAAAAUUCUCGCCCUUGCGCCUCGCUCAAACGCAAGGGUGGCCACGGCAUCGACGAUGAGAUCCCUUCCAUCAAGUGCGCCAAGAACGCCGACAAUUGUGGCAACACCGACACCGCCAUGACCGUGUUUGACAUGACAAUCUCUACAUUACUACGGCUGCCCGCCGAGAUCCGGCUCCGGAUCUACGCACAUCUCUUCAAGGUCAACAAGCCCGCCUACCCACAGGUGGACAUCGCCUCUGCCAACAAGCGGGCUAGGUCCGGCUUUCCCAAGGGUCUCGUCCCGUCCAUGACCCUCGUCAACAAAAAGAUCUCCGAACGCGAGCCUCAUCACGAAGCUCAUCCUCGUCAGCGGCGGCGGCCGGCCCUAGCCGCCCUCUGGAAGCGCGCCUACGGGAAUCUCCGCCGCAUUACGGCGCAGGACAAGUGGCUGUGCAUGGACAGCGCCUUCAUCCCCGGGGAGCUGCUCGCCUUCGGCGCCAAGCGAGGGCUGGAGCAGUCCUACGAGGGGUUCUACCUGCAGAGCAAGGUGUUGGUCACGGCUAGGCGUGGUAUCCGGGUCUGGAAUGGGCCCCCCGUAUAUAGAGACGAUGGUACCUGGCGCGUCAUGGGUAACGUCUGGCUGGAGGCGAGGAAUCGCAAGGCCUGGGUCGACGCCGAGUUUUCCAAGCGCGAGCCGCAGGAGAAGGAGAACGGCGCUCAGCGAAUGGUCAGCAGGACAGCAGCGCCUCAGCUUGACAACGGGAUGUGUGGACGCUCGUGAUCCCUCCUUUGUUACUG
Parathielavia appendiculata is the source of this 1079-nucleotide messenger RNA. RefSeq lists its product as uncharacterized. The transcript is spliced from 7 exons. NCBI's taxonomy places the organism in Eukaryota, Fungi, Ascomycota, Sordariomycetes, Sordariales, Chaetomiaceae. The record is from RefSeq and is a predicted model, not a curated record. The coding region runs from base 1 to 1062 and encodes 353 amino acids.